Molecule: messenger RNA, 390 nt
Organism: Capronia coronata CBS 617.96
Lineage: Eukaryota; Fungi; Ascomycota; Eurotiomycetes; Chaetothyriales; Herpotrichiellaceae
Product: ubiquinol-cytochrome c reductase subunit 8
Exons: 4
Coding region: 1-390 (129 amino acids)
Biological process (GO): mitochondrial electron transport, ubiquinol to cytochrome c
Source: RefSeq, a predicted model, not a curated record
AUGCGUCCAACUCCAGCUCUGAGAUUGCAAGCGACGCGGUCUCUGCGACUGCAAGCAACCAAGCCCCUGCGACUACAAGCAACUAAGCCCUUGCAAAGUGGUGGUCACCCCGAUCCGAAGAAUGGAGUUUACAUGGGAUGGUGGGGAGAUUUCGGCUCGCCACCACAGAAAGGUGUUGUGUCCUACACACUUUCGCCGAACAGAUAUGACCCGAUGGCCGGAGCUGUAAAGAAUGCCAUCUUUAACACCUACCGCCGCACAUACCACCAAAUUCUCUACUGGCUGCCUCCUAUGGUUUUGGGGUACUUCCUGAUGCAAUGGGCUAUUGAGAGAAACGAAUAUCUCAACUCGAAACCCGGGCGAGCCGAAGCUGCGGAGGAGGAGGCAUAG